Messenger RNA from Eruca vesicaria subsp. sativa (arugula), 1151 nucleotides. NCBI's taxonomy places the organism in Eukaryota, Viridiplantae, Streptophyta, Magnoliopsida, Brassicales, Brassicaceae. The record is from the annotation of a GenBank genome assembly.
GGGCGUUCUGAGAAUCGAACUCGGGACCUCUCGCACCCGAAGCGAGAAUUCUACCACUGAAACAAACGCCCAUGUUACUUUAAUAAUAAACUAUUUAAUAUAUAAAAUUUAUGGGCCCUACUUACUGCAAUUUGACUGAAAGUAAAAAACACAGAGUAAAAAAGAUGGGGCGUUCGGAGAAUCGAACUCCGGACCUCUCGCACCCAAAGCGAGAAUUCUACCACUAAACUAAACACCCAUGUUGCUUUAAAGUCAACUAUAUAUAUAUUAAAUUUUUACCGUUCGUAAAAGGUGAAAACACAAGGAAAAAAAGAUUGGGGCGUUCGGAGAAUCGAACUCCGGACCUCUCGCACCCAAAGCGAGAAUUUGAAAACACAAGGUAAAAAAGAUUGGGGCGUUCCGAUUUUUAAAAGGUGAAAACACAAGGAAAACAUUGGAUCAGUUGAUUUUGUGGUUUGCUUACAAGCUUUUUGGCUGCAGGUUGGAGUAAAAGAUCUGAAGGAGAAGCAGAGAAACAAGUCAAUUUUGUUAAAUCCUAUCUAAAUAUUGCUACCUUAACUCAGUUGUUAGUUUAGUUAGAAGUGUAAUAAGGACUAUAAAACCAAGUGCUCCAAUGUUUUUGUAUAUAUGCAGAAGCAAUGUGCUGCAAGGCACUUGUAUGGAUUUCUCGUCCACUUGAGGAGAAAGAUUGCAACUCAAUUUCUUCCAUGAAAGAAUUGGUGAGUCACUUGGUUUCUCUUUUGCCCUACUUUUAUAAUUCACAAGUGGACGAAGAUUGCAACUCAAUUUCUUCCAUGAAAGAAUUGGCUGGAACAUACAUCAAAGAGUUUGUUCAUGGAGAUCUUGGUCGUACCACUCCCAGCAUUGGAUCAAUUUUAGGUUGCAGGGCGGAGAUAAUACAAUUAGAUGUGACUGAUGUGAAAAUGGGGGAUUCUUGAAGGGCCGAGUAACAAUCCACAAGCUCUCAUAUUUUCUAGUUUUGAUUCAUAUAAAAAUCUUAUAUUUUCCCAUAAAUUUAUUAGUCUAUUGUAUUUUGAUCUUUAGAAUAAAGAAUUACUUGAGCAAUACAAUUAUAACGUGGAUGCAGUCAGUGUUUGGUUAGAAUUGAAUUACUGUCGAAAAAAUUUAGUGUAUAAACAUGGAUGUGAAAG